CAAAAAUAGCUGGACGUGCGAAUAUUUUAGUUUUUGAUGCGCGUUUUUGUGUUGACCACAGCGCGAAUAGAUUUUACGCCCCGCAAUAACAACCACAACAAAAACAACUUCAAAAUCAUUUUAUUUACUACAAAACGGCAUUUCAGCUGAUAUAUUUUUUGGAAUUGUUUUCGUCGUUUUUUUUUCUUGACACGCUUCGAUUUCUGUAUAUCGUGGAACGCGCAUUCGGCGCGCGCAUUCUCUCUUUCUCUACCUGUUCCCAUGUCAUUUUACACAGGCGAAAGCGUUUUAAGACACCACUCGCGCCGCAAUUCUCGUGUCCGAACACACUUGACUUGGUUCGUUCAAUACGAGUCAGCACAUAUAGAAAGAAGGUUUCGUAUGGUAUAAACAAGUAGCAAUACGCGGCGUUGUCGUUGUCGUCAUCAACGUUGUCGUUAUUGUUAUCGUCCAAAUCGAACUGAACGUGUGCGACCGAACGAUUUAGUCUAUUCAAAGCGUUCGACCGCGUCGCUUGGGUCUGUGAACCAUUGACUAUGUUUUAAAAUAUUCACUGUACGUUAUUAGCUAGAAAAGUGUGUGAUCGGCCAAUAAAUAAAGUUGCAUAUUUGGUGCGGGCGUAUUAGAAUAUCUAAAUGCGUUUGAUUUAAAGGUUAAAGAGAUAACUUUGGGAUUCUAAUUUGCAAUUCACACAUUCAGUCUUUUUUGUUCGGAUGAAACUAACAACACAGUGGAUUUAGAGACACGUUCUAUACUCUUGAUAAUAUCCAUUUGGUUGAUCGCAUCAUUUGUUGAUUCGUGUUAUCGAUGCCAUAACCGUGAUGUUGCUAUCAAAACGUUUUCCAGUUUACGUAGCCAGUGAAAGCAAGUGUUAUAUGCAUAGUAGGCUUAUCGACUGAGAGAAAAAACCAAUCUGCUAAUUGAACUUCGAAUAAAGUGUAUAAAUAAAUAUCAACGAGUUACGAUAUUUCCAAAUUGUAAAAUAGCAGCUAAACCAAACUCUGACAGCAACAGCAAACGAUAUUCAUGUGACGUUUUGCGUGUUAAUGGAUCAAUAACAACAAGAGCCACCAAAUCUUUUUUAAUUGCAAAUAACUCACGUAAGUAUGUGAAUUGGUAAAUUCAUCAAUCGAUUUUAUGGCUAACGGGCGUCGAAUUAUGAUAAUCUAUUCAACGAUAUGACUUAUUAAUAAAAAAAAACGAAGAUACAACUGAGGAAUGGGCAAAUUUACAAAUGUUUUACAUGUGCGACGAUGAGCACGACGAUAAUCGUACAACAAUCAAGACGCCAAUGUUUACCGUUCGUAAUUGCAAAGGUUGAAUGUCAACGCAUUAUCAUUCAAAUGACAUUUUAAACUACAGUGAACCAAAAUAGACAGGAAGAAAGAAAGGAACAAAAACGAAAAAAAGAGAAAAAAAAUCAAUAGAAAAAAGUAGCUUACUCGCAGCAAAGCGAAAAAAUUUUUUUUAAAGAGAAUUUUAUUCAAUGAAAAACAUUUUUUCGUGUGUGUCCUGGAAUCAAAUACGGAUAAUAAAUUAGCGAUUGGAACUGAUAUCAAUGAGAUUGAAUUACGCAUUCACGUGUUUGUACAUGGGAAUUGAAUGAAAUCGGCCUCAAAUUACCAGUUUCAUUAAACUUUUUAAUCGUACACAAAACGUUGUCGGUGCACAAAUGGUUCAACGUUGAGUGAAAAAUGAAAUUCCAUUAAAAAAAGUCUCGUCAUAUUAAUUUUUUGCUCAUUGUUUUUUCCGUUGCUUCUGCGGUUGUUGUUCCGUUGAUUGACAAUAAUCAUUCAGUUAUAUUUGAGUGUGCAUAAUUGGCAAAUAUUGUGACAGCGUGCGCACUCGCUGAUUUGGACGAAUUCCAUCACAACGGGUCACGUUUUAUUGUUGCUGUUCCUUAUUCACUACGGGUACGGUAAACUCGUUCAAAUUUUAUUCGAAACUAAACACGUACACGUAAGAAAAAUAAGACAUAAGGUGCUCGCGAUCAACGUUUCACGUCGGAAUAAAUGUGCGGCGAAGGCAAAAAGAAAGAAAGAUUUGUUCAGUGAAAGGAACGUUUCGUAAUCACUAAAGAUGAAAAAAAGUAGCUAAUUUACCGAAACUAAUGGAAAUGUGCUGGAUAUGGAUAAGAGUAAUGAUUGUUUUUCUUCUCGCUGGUGCUACAGUAUUACGGGCCGAACGCUGUUUGACAUCGAACGACCGACGAGACACUCGAGCCAAAUUGGCGUCGGCAUACGGUGACGAAAUUGUCAUUCAAGUAUCCAAUAACGUGCUGCAUCAAAUUAGCUCGCGUGUAUUUGGUAUACUCGCUCGAGAAAUUCUAAACUACAAUGUCGUCUAUGAGGACAUUCAAUUCUCACAAGAUUCCAUGCAAUUGAAUGAAAAAGAGAAACUCUUCGAAACACUCGAACAAAUUAGAAUGUCACGUCGACCAGUAUUAAAUUUAGGUGUUUGGAUGCCAGCCGACUAUCAUAUGCCACCACCUGGUGUUGAAAUGGUGGGUCGUUUUAGCACCGGACGCUUUGGAUGGUUCAUACCGAAGAAACUCAUUAGUAAUUUGCCAGAAGACGGCUCAUCACCAAUCAUUCCGUAUACAGUGUUCAAAAAUAACAAAGCCACCGAAUUCAAUCGAUUCGUUUUUGACGAACGCAUUUUGAAACAAGUUGAAUCAGAAGCAGAGUAUAUACCAGACCAAUGUCAAAGUGAAAAAUGUGUAACAUUAUUGUCGGGUCAUCAAGAAGACACGUUUUUUGUGACCGAACACAUUGAUGAGUUGAAAUUGCAUGUGAAAAUUAUCUGGUUUGGUGAUAAUCUACGAUACGUGACACGAAAAUUGCUCAAGCAAUUCAGUGAUAAGCGAUCGCCACAAUACCGUAAAGCAUUUGUUGUUGUGCAUUGGACACCAUCCGAGAUAAUUGAUGUGGAUAUCGAGUAUGAGACAAUAACCAUGCCAAAAUGCGAACAGUUCAGUAGCGAAGAUAGUAAAAAUACAAUGUGCAAAUAUGAAUUGACACCGAUUCUGAAGUACAGUUCGAAAUUGUUGAAAAAAUCCACGCCCGUCUAUUCCGUGUUCAGUAUUAUCAAUUUUGAGCGUAAAAAUGAAACGCACCUACUACAAAUGUAUAAUAAUAUGACCGAUUUGCAAAAGCCAAUGCCACCAUCGGAAGUAAAAUCUGAUAACAGCCAUAAUGAUAACCGUGUCGACGAUAAAAUAUUAAAUAACGCAAGUGAUAAAACAAAAUUGUAUGAUGAAAUUGCGUGCAGAUUUGUCAGAGAAAAAGAGCAAAUUUUCCGUGAUUUGGCGAAUUUGCCGGGGCAAACAACGCGAGAGAAGCGACAAGUUUUUAUCGGCGGUAUCUAUCCAAAGCAAGAAGAAGCGGAAAAUGAACACUUUGGCAUAAAAAGUGCCGUCAAACUGGCUCAAAAAGAUAUCAAGAAAAAUGGAACCAUUUUGCCAGAUAUUGACCUGGUGGUGAUCGACAACAACGAUGGCUGCCAUUUGGACACGGUGAUGCGGACAUUUAUCAACUACUACGUUCGACCGGAUGGUGUCUUAGGCGUGCUUGGACCACCUUGCUCUGAAACAGUUGAACCAGUCGCAAGUUUGUCGAAGCACAUUCACAUGGCCGUUAUUUCUUACUCAGCAGAAGGUGUUUCUUUUAAAGACCGCGAAAAAUAUCCAUAUUUCUUUCGAACAAUCGGAGAAAAUCGACAAUAUGAACAUGUUUAUGUACAGCUACUGAAAGAAUUAAAUUGGCAUCGGGUCGUUGCUUUCACCGAAGACGGACAAAAAUACACCGAAUACAUUUCACAAUUGGAGAAUAAACUGAAAGAUCAUGGCAUCGAAUUAACCAACAAAAAAUUUUCAAAAUACUUUAGCCCAAACAAAAUGAAGAGCUCGCUGUUGGACUUGAAGAACAAAAACUCAAAUAUAAUUAUCGCUGAUAUUUACGACGAACAAGCCGGAGUGGUCCUUUGUGAAGCGUACAAAUUGAAGAUGUCAGCAAAGUAUGGCUAUGUUUGGUUCCUUCCGAUUUGGUUGGAUAAAAAUUCGAAAGAAAUUUAUGAGUCGACCAAUGUUAAUUGCACAAAAGAACAAAUAGACGAGAUGUUGGAUGGUCACUUUUCCUUAGCGCAUCAAUCGUAUGCUGCCGAACAGUCAGUGAUGGAAACAAAUCACACGGUUGGUGAAUGGAAAGAAACAUACGGCCAUUCGAAUAUUUCCCAUUAUGGUGGUUAUGCAUACGAUGGCGUAUGGGUAUAUGCAUUGGCUUUAGACAAGUUGAUCAAAGAGUCUCCGAAUAAUUUAGCGACACUUCACACACCAGCCACAACUGAACGAUUCAUAAAGAUAAUUGCGGAAACGGAUUUUAGUGGUGUAUCUGGGCGUAUACAGUUCGGUGAAGGUGGAUCGCGUUUCUCAAAUAUCAAUGUGUUGCAAUGGGUGAAUAAUGAGAAUCGAAUAGUUGGCACAUUCGAACCGAAAGUCUCUGAAUCGAAUGGUACCCGAAUCAUUCAAGGCGGAAAGUUCAAUUUCAUUUCAUCAAAUAUCACCUGGUUAACGCCAAAUGGUGCUAUUCCACACGAUGGCACGAAUGUGUGCAGUGUUAGUGGUCUCGCCAAUUUGCUUGGUUUCGAUUGUUCACAAACAUUGCUCCUCAUAACAGCAUUGUUGUGCUCUCUGCUGGUAAUACUGGUAUCGGGCGCUUCGUUCAUAUUCUGGAAGAGACGAUAUGAUAAGAAGCUCAAAGCGUCUGCAAAGUUAAUGAGAAAUUUCGGCAUCGAUUUACUUUCAAUGUCGCCGGUGCAUUCAAAUACCCUGGACAAAUGGGAAAUUUCAAAAGAUCGAAUUGUCAUCAAUCGUCGAUUGGGAGAAGGUGCGUUCGGUACAGUUUAUGGUGGUGAAGCGCAAAUCGGUGAUCAAGGUUGGACGGCUGUGGCUGUGAAAACACUGAAAAAAGGCUCCAACACCGACGAUCGACUGAAUUUUUUAUCCGAAGCCGAGGCUAUGAAAAGAUUUGAGCAUUCGAAUGUGGUCAGUCUGCUUGGCGUUUGUCUCCAAACCGAACCGAUCUAUGCCGUUAUGGAAUUCAUGCUGUACGGUGAUUUGAAGACGUUUUUACUUGCUCGCCGACAUUUGGUGAAUGAAAAAAUAUCCGAUGACUCGGACAUUUCGCCGAAACGAUUGACUAUGAUGGCAUUGGAUGUGGCAAAAGCGUUGAGUUAUUUGUCCGAGAUGAAAUAUGUGCAUCGGGACGUUGCCUGCAGAAAUUGCCUCGUGAAUGCGCAGCGUGUGGUGAAGUUGGGUGAUUUCGGAAUGGCGCGAUCAACAUCGGAGAAUGAUUACUAUCGUUUUAGCCGGAAGGGAAUGUUACCAGUUCGAUGGAUGGCACCGGAAUCUCUGAGCCUUGGCAAAUUCACGCCAGCGUCGGACAUUUGGUCGUUUGGCGUGUUAUUAUUUGAAAUAAUUACAUUUGGAUCGUUUCCAUUCCAAGGUAUGACCAACAAUCAGGUGCUUGAUCAUGUGAAAGAAGGCAAUACAUUGACAAUUCCGAAUGGAAUACGGCCACAGUUGGAAGGGCUCAUGAAAGCCUGUUGGAAUAUCUCGUACUUAAAACGGCCCACUGCCAUGGAAGUGUCCGAGUUCAUCACAAGCUAUCCAAAACUAGUGACUGCUUCACUCGAUGUACCUUUGGCAUCCGUACAAAUUCCCGAAACCGAUAGUGAUCAACUGCUGUUAUUACCUGGUCUCAAGAAGACAAAUAACGACGAAGAUGAUGAGCCAAACGAACAAACUAGUUUUACAACAAGCAAUCGCUUGAGAAUUCCCAAUGGGAUAACGCUGAGCGAAUUCAAUGCAGCCAACGAUGACUACACGAUCUCGUGUCCAGCUACUCCCAGCAUUACAUACAAUCCCGUUGAGCCACUUUUGUCAAUGUACGAAGAUGCCAGCAACGAUAGCCCCUUCCGAUAUGUUCCAAUGUACGGCGUCAGAAAUGGCAACCGCGCACUGGAAUUGAACGUGCAUGUGAUUUAAACCUAUUUACAGUACAUCUAAGAAUCUUAAGUUACCAAAUAUUCAUCUUGAUCGCCGAAUCUACAAUUAUACCAUAGAAUCAUUGUAAAAGACUAAAAACCAUUUCAUUUGACGCACAUAUUGUUUAAACAACAUUUUUACAAUAGUAUUUACCAUUAUUUUCUUUUUGUAAGCAUUUAAUAGGCACACUUUGAUAAUUUCUUUAUUGAUAAAGAAACCAAAAACAUUGAGAAAAAAAAACCAAAAAAAAGUCCAAAAACAAUUUCAUUUGACAUGAAAGAAUAAAUCGAUUAAUUUAUUUUUGUUUAUUUAUUAAAUAAUCAAAAGGAGAUUCGUUCAAUAUAUAUUUUUUUAUAUAUAUAUAUAGGUAUGAAAAGCAUACAAUUUUAAGUAUUUCGAAUAGACGGAAUAAAUGGUUAAUAAGUUUUCUUUUUGUACAAUUCUUCUAACAAGCGUUUGAGUCGGAAAAUAUUUUUUUUUUCUGAAAUACAUGCAGCGAAAUUGUUAAGAGAUA
Messenger RNA from Sitodiplosis mosellana (orange wheat blossom midge), 6557 nucleotides. Its product is annotated as atrial natriuretic peptide receptor 2-like. Gene Ontology annotation, cellular component: signaling receptor complex. The transcript is spliced from 10 exons. The coding region runs from base 2111 to 6043 and encodes 1310 amino acids. Gene Ontology annotation, biological process: protein phosphorylation; cell surface receptor protein tyrosine kinase signaling pathway; positive regulation of kinase activity. Lineage: Eukaryota; Metazoa; Arthropoda; Insecta; Diptera; Cecidomyiidae. Gene Ontology annotation, molecular function: ATP binding; transmembrane receptor protein tyrosine kinase activity. The record is from RefSeq and is a predicted model, not a curated record.